Molecule: messenger RNA, 1123 nt
Organism: Tauraco erythrolophus (red-crested turaco)
Lineage: Eukaryota; Metazoa; Chordata; Aves; Musophagiformes; Musophagidae
Source: RefSeq, a predicted model, not a curated record
AGCGCCGGCAGCCGAGGAGAGCAAGCCCGGCAGGUGGGGCGCGCCGCGAGGGAAGCAUGCUUUUCCGGUGUUCCUCUCGAUCCUGCGGGACAGCGGGCAGGGCGACCUCGCGGACAUGCUGACCGAGGAGUGCGAACGCCCGCCGGCACCGCCGCAGCCAGUGGACCUGAGACCUGUCGAGCUGGACUUACGUGGACACAAGCAUAAUCCAAGCGUGAACUUUCCUGAACGUUCGCCUGCCCCGGUCCACGCCAAGAGUGAAAUACCUCGAACGCCUCCCGCCCCAUCCCACGGUUCAGCUGUUGGCAAGGGGAACCGCAAUCCGGUUUACGAGCUGAAAGCGGACCCGUGCGGGCACUGCCUGAUCCUCAACAACGUCAACUUCCAUCGCGAAUCCAACCUGACAACUCGUCGGGGCUCCGACGUGGACUGCGCGAAGCUGGAGAAGCGCUUCACGGCCUUCCGCUUCCACGUCCUGACUCGGUCGGAUCUCACAGCUCAGGAAAUGGUCUCCGAGCUGCAGAAGCUGGCGCGGCGGGACCACAGCGCCUUGGACUGCUGCGUCGUGGUGAUCCUUUCCCACGGCUGUCAGAUGAGCCAUAUUCAGUUUCCUGGAGGCGUUUACGGAACGGAUGGAAAACCCAUUGCGAUAGAAAAGAUUGUGAACUAUUUCAAUGGGUCCCGUUGCCCGAGUUUGAGAGGAAAACCCAAACUCUUCUUCAUCCAGGCCUGUGGCGGAGAAGAAACAGAUCGCGGCUUUCCAGUGGAUUGCGAUUCACCCGGCGACGAAAUUCCUGGAGGUUCUAUAGAGUCGGAUGCGUGUCCUGGUCGGACUCUGGCGGGUAACGUGGACGAGCCGGACGCCGUAGCCAGUUUGCCCACACCCAGUGACAUCUUGGUCUCCUACUCGACUUUCCCAGGUUUUGUCUCCUGGAGGGCGGUGGCGAGCGGCUCGUGGUACGUGGAAACGCUGGACAGCGUGCUGGAGCAGUAUCCUCCGGCUCCUCAACCACUCUCUUUCUGUCGUCAGGUGGCGAACGCCGUCUCCGCCAAGGGGACGUACAAGCAGAUGCCGGGAUGCUUCAAUUUUCUCCGUAAACAAUUCUUCUUUGCCUGCAAAUGA